UCGGGCACCCGAUGUCCACAUGCGCAAGAUAUUAUUUUUAAGACUUUAUGAUCAGAACAUAUAUACGACGUACGAUGUGAUGUGUUAAUAACAAAAAGAAUCCAUUUGUAACCAGUGCAAAAAUUACAAUGGAACAGAACGGUAAUGACGCGGCCGGUUACUCGAAAUUGGGAAAAUGUAAACGCGAAAACGAUUUUCACGUCAAAAACGGUUUCACCAGCAUGAAUCUUUCGCCGCCAACCGAUACGUACAAUAUGGUUUAUUUAUCUUUUGUAUUGGGAGGAGCUGGAUUUUUGUUUCCAUAUAAUAGUUUUAUUAUGGCAAUGGAUUAUUUUAAAAUUCGCUACCCUGGAACCCCAGUUGUUUUCGAUAUGUCUCUAGUCUACAUAGUUGUCGCUUUCUUAACUGUCGUAGCAAAUAAUUUGCUGGUGGAAAUAUGCAGCCUCAACACUCGCAUUAAUUUCGGCUACGUCAUGUCAUUUAUAACAUUAACUUUUGUGGUAACGUGCGAGGUUUGGUGGGAGGCUUUCGGCACUUCCACAUCAUACACCAUCAAUUUAGCCGCUGUUGCUGUCGUUGCAAUUGGUUGUACAGUGCAACAAUCAAGUUUUUAUGGGUAUACAAGUAUGUUACCAUCAAGGUAUACUCAAGCCGUUAUGGUUGGAGAGAGUGCUUCUGGUGUUUUUACAUCUUCCGUUCGAGUUUUAACGAAAUUUGUUAUAUCAGAGAUCCGGGGAAGUACAAUUUACUUCUUUAGCGUGUCGAUUACGUCCGUGGCGACGUGUUUUGCAAUGUACCAUUUGGUGAGGAGGAGCGAUUUUAUCCAAUUUUAUAUCACAUUGUGCGAGAGAGCGAAGACUAGAAUUACUUUAGAGCCGACAGAAGACGCUGGGCUGAUUGAAACUACUGAUGCUCAAUAUGGAGUUUUAAAAAUACAAAAUAGCCCACCGACAAGUACCACUUUGAGCUUUGCUAAUCCAGCUUACGAACCGUCCGUUCCAGCUCCAACUUAUAAAGUUGAAGAUGUUGUAAUUCGAGGGAGAAGUAGUGUUAGUGCUGGUGGGGGAUUUACCGGAAUAAAACGUGGUCUUUUAGCACGUUGGGAAAUAACAAAAGCAAUAUACCCCUAUAUGAUUUCAAUAUGUUUGGUAUAUUUUGCCACAUUGUGUCUUUAUCCAGGCAUAGCAUCUGAAAUUUGGAGUUGCAAUUUAAGAUCUUGGAUGCCAAUCCUGAUGAUGGCGAUUUUUAACGGAGCCGAUCUUUUAGGAAAAAUGCUUGCAGCUUCAUCAUGGCAUUGGACUGGAUCUCGUCUUGUAAGAUGUUCCGUAGCUAGAUUAAUCAUGAUCCCGUUAAUGUUAAUGUGCGUGAUACCCAAAGCAAAUCCUUUACUAUCAGCAGAAAUUUUUGCUUUUGUAUUCGCUCUUAUUUUGGGAUUGAGUAACGGUGUGUUGGGGAGCGUUCCAAUGAUUCAAGCACCAAGUAAAGUUGAUGAUAGACAUCGAGAAUUAACUGGGAAUAUGAUGACUUUGCUUUAUAACUUUGGAUUAACAACAGGAUCUUUAAUGGCUUAUAGCUUAGAAUCUUUAACAGGGCCUGCAGAUUUCGAUCCUUGUACAAUGAGAUUACCCACCGAAUCAUUACAUCCUCAAAACGUAAUUAAUACAACUAUAUUUCCAACAACGAUAACAUACUCAACUUUAUUAUCAACUUUAACGAAUACAUCUACGGAAUUUAGCCAAUAAAUUUAUAUCAAUAAUUGUAAAUAAUGUACUAAUAUAUCAUUUUAAUAUUAAAUUUAAAUUUAACUUUAAAAAUUCGUUAUAAAUAAACUUAUUCGUUGGAUAUUGAUUAAUGUUAUCUAUUGCUUUGUUAGAUUUCAAAAUAAAAAAAACUAUAUCGAUCAAAUAAAACGUACACCUCAAGUGA
Onthophagus taurus is the source of this 1926-nucleotide messenger RNA. RefSeq names its product Equilibrative nucleoside transporter 3 (gene Ent3). Gene Ontology annotation, cellular component: plasma membrane. Lineage: Eukaryota; Metazoa; Arthropoda; Insecta; Coleoptera; Scarabaeidae. Gene Ontology annotation, biological process: nucleoside transmembrane transport. The record is from RefSeq and is a predicted model, not a curated record. Gene Ontology annotation, molecular function: nucleoside transmembrane transporter activity; monoamine transmembrane transporter activity.